Durusdinium trenchii is the source of this 5382-nucleotide messenger RNA. NCBI's taxonomy places the organism in Eukaryota, Dinophyceae, Suessiales, Symbiodiniaceae. The record is from the annotation of a GenBank genome assembly.
AUGAAACAAGUGAAGGAAGCUCUAGCUGCGAAGCUGAAGCGACCGGAAGUCACGCGGAACGGUCGCAUGGUGGUGGAGAACCCCAGUGGGGAGCUGCUCCCGGUGCCGGAUGGCCAAAGGCUGGGUGGCAAAAGGCAAGUCUUCAUGGUGGGCAUCACCUUGUCGCCCGCUCCAGCCAGUCCAGCUCCGCGGGGCGCUGCGGCUGCGGGCACCGCGCAGGACGUGCAGCGCUUUGUGACGCCGCUCUCGUACCGUUUGGGCGGCCCGGAGAGGGGAUGGGCGUGGGGACCAGGGGAGCUCAAGGAGAGCGGUGGAGGCAUGAAGAGGAACAAAGAGAAUUCCGAGGCACCACCGAGUCCAGUGGAUGAGAUCGGGUGGAUGCAGGGCACCGUGAUCCGGGACAAUCCGGAAGGAGUCCUUUCUGCCGCCAGCGGCACCGAAAGCAAGGAUGGAUGGCUCAGAACGCAGGAGAAUGAGAGCCAGAGCACCGGCAUCGAAGCAGAAGAUGCCGGAAGUCCCCGUCUCAGCGAUCCGGAAUGCUUGACGGCCUCGAAGUCGGCGUGUCGGAUGAUUACGCCGCUGGAGCUCUCGCGGAAGACGGAUGUGCAAAGAAGAGGUGCCAAAGGCAAGGCCAAAGCCAAAGCGCUUCCCAGGCCAAACGUGCCGAAGCCAGGCAAGCCAGGUAUAGGUGCCCGGGCCGACCGGAAAACCACUGCUGGUGAGGCCCCCGAGCGCUCCAUUGGCACCAGUGGAGCGGGCGAGAAUUGUGGGACGACCAGAAUUGUGCCGCCGGUGCCGGACCUCUCGGCCAGCAUGCCGCUGGCGAGCCCCAGGGGCGCCUACACCGUCUCGGUGCCCAUCGCCUACGCCUCUCGGAUGCCCAGGAGAGCUCCUCUCCGGCAGGGCUGGGAACUCCAGACAGGCGCCUCCAAAAUGCAUGGCUUAAACUAUUACUCCGACUCCGAGGAGGAGAAGGAGGUGCAAGACUCCACUGCCGCAACGGAAGAGCUGCCUGCAGAGCGCCAAGUGCACCAUGCGCACCCUCCAGACCAAGCCGUUCCAGAUGCCGCCGUCGCUGCCGCGCCCAACCGCACCGUGGACGCGGACGCGCGGGACGCCGUCCGGCCGUUGGAUGGCUCGGCCUCCUUCGGCGAGAUCAUCGACGCCUGGAUCCAGCGCUCGGCCCGGACCGGAGAUGGUCCUCCGCCUGAGUACAAGGCUGAGAUCAUGGAAGUCUAUGACAAUGCGCCGCCCGAAGGCCAGGAGCAAAUGCGCAGGGACAUGCUUGAGAUGGUCCUGAACAUGGACAACGAGGACAACGAGGACAACGAAGCUCCUGAAGAGCUUCAAGUCCAAGGAGUCCCGGACGCCAGCCUGGAUGAAGCGGAGAUGCCCAGUGCCCGGAGUGGCGUGAGGUCAGGGUCGCCCGCCGAUCGGCCCCGUGGGCAGGUGGAGGAGCAAGCACGUGUGGCGGCGGAGCAGAAGGCAGCGGUGCUCGCGCGGAUGGGCGUGGAGCCUUCUGCUCCGCCGGUUCCGGAGAAGCCUCUUGAGAAGAACGUGGUGCAGGUGUUUUUCGAGAUUGCGGUCGAUGGGGCGUGGAUUGGGCGCAUUGAGUUCGACCUCUUUGCAGAUGUCGUUCCGCGCACCGUGGAGAACUUUCGAUGUCUUUGCUCCGGUGAAAUGGGCCGGAGCAGCAAAACCAAGCAACGCUUGAGCUUCGAAGGCUCUACUUUCCAUCGGAUCAUUCCUUCCUUCAUGUGUCAGGGGGGCGAUUUCACUCGUGGGGACGGAACAGGUGGCGAAUCCAUCUACGGGGAAAAGUUCGAAGACGAGAACUUCCAGCUGAAACACAAGAAAGGUUGCCUGUCCAUGGCCAAUGCCGGACCUAACAGCAAUGGUUCUCAGUUCUUCAUUUGUUUAGAUGCGACUCCACAUCUGGAUGGCAAGCAUGUGGUCUUCGGAGAAGUGGUCCAGGGCUUUGAGGUAGUCGAAAAGAUGGAAACCUUGGGCUCCAGGUCGGGCCGUGUCGCGAAGAAGGUGACGAUCAUGAGCUGCGGCCAGAUGAAUGCCGAUGACACCGCUCCAGCGGCCAAAUGUCCACGGCAAAUCGACGUCGCGCCGGCCGCGCGGCUGACGCCGGCCGAAGACAACGGCGGAGGACUGGGACUCCUGGGUCUCUUGAAAGAGGCCGAUGCGCAGCGCGCGCAGGCGCCAAGUAUUGCAGUGGAGACGGUCGUCCAUGAUGCGGAAGCAGAAGAGGUUCACGUGCUGCAUAUCCUUAGGAAGCACAAAGAGUCACGAAAACCCAAAAACCGUGGAGGGCAGCCGAUCACGUGCAGCAAGCUGCAGGCUGAGCAAUACUUGGAAGAGAUUGCAAACCAGCUGGUGGGCUUAAGCGGUGAGGAGUUGCGUGCCAGAUUUGCCGAUCUCGCCCGAAGCGAUUCUGAUUGUGCAUCUGCCAAGAAGGGCGGGGACUAUGGACGCUUUGGACGGGGACAGCGGGAGCUGGCCUUCGAGGACGCAGCGUUCGGCCUCCAGGCCUGGCAGCUGCAGCAUGCCUCGAUUCUUUGCGCAGUCCUGCUCGGUGCCAUCGUGCGUCGUUCCAUCGCCUGUCCACUGACCGCCCGCGCGCGCCUCGAGCGCUCAGAGCCGCUGACCGCGGUGGUCGCGUCGCCACGCGCGGCGGCGGUGGUCGCGGUGCCCGGAAUGGCGCGGGGUGCGAGGGCGCAGAAGGGCAGCCCCAGGCGUCGGAUUGCGGACUUCAAGCCCUUGCUGAAGGAGCUCUUUGAGGAUGAGCCGGAAGCGCAAUCUGCGCAGCAGCUGCAGAACCAAAUCGAACAGCUGCAAAAGCUGCAGAAGCUCUUGCAGAGGCAGCAAGAGGGCUUGAAGCAGCAGCAGAAGGCCCAGUCCUAUCAACCGGCCCACCGGGACGCUGCUUCUCCCCGAGGCGGCUCGAAGGUGCCCAAAUCCAACGACGCGGAGCCGAAAGCCACACGGGAUCGGCCCUUGAACCUAGGCGAGGCCAAAGAGCUCCUGAAGGCGUUUCGGGAAAUCGCCAGCUCGAAGGAGUUCCAGCGGACUCUGGGCAACAUUCACAAGCAAGGGCCGGAUUCCGUUCAAAAGAUGCAGCCGAUUUUCAUUGCGCAGUCGUUCAAUCGGACGAUGGCGAUGUAUGACUUCCCUCUGACCACAGAGGGCUACCAGGACAUGGCCAGAGGAAUCGGCAAGCAUGCCUGGAACGUCCACGUGAAAGCACAGGCUCACGAGGUGGAACGCCUCUUGCGCAUGCCUCCCGGCGCCUUCUUUGGCAUCCCCGGCGAGCCGGGCCAGGAGAUCGAUUCCGUUCAAAGCGGUUUCCACCCGGAGCCCGAGUAUCCGCCCCUGGAGCCGGAUCCGCCGAAGCCGAAAGCGGCGGGUCGCCCGGCCGCGCCCAAACCGGCGCCGAGCAAAAUGGGACUUGUGACUUUUGUACAGGUUGUGGCGCGGCAUGCAGUGGACAACGUAGAGGUCCAGGUGCCGAUUGCUGGAACUCCAACAAUGGCUCGUCGAUUCCGUGGUGCAGCCCUGCUGGUAGCUGCGAUGCUACUGUGCUGCUGGCACUGCAGCUUCGUAAGUCCACAGGGGGCCAGCAGGCGUGAGAUGGCAGCCGGCUUAGCCACUGGGCUGGUUGGUUUGCUGAGCGAAUCUGCUCGCGCAUAUGAUUUGCCAGAUUUGCCCUACGCUUAUGAUGCGCUGGAACCUUCCAUUGACAAAGCGACCAUGGAGUUCCACCAUGACAAGCAUCACCUGACCUAUGUGACCAACAUCAACAAGGCAAUGGAAGGAAAGAGUCAGCCACCCCUUGUGGAACUGCAGAAGUCGGCAAUCAAGGACGGGGCUGCCUUCCGUAACAGUGGUGGAGGUGCAUACAACCACAACUUCUUUUGGUUGGAGAUGGCACCUACUGGCAAGGGAGGGAAACCAUCGGAGAAGUUGUCGAAGGCCAUUGACGACUCCUUCGGGUCAAUGGAUGACUUCAAGGCAAAGUUCGAGGCAGCAGGAGCUCCCGGGGCGCGCUUUGGCUCUGGCUGGGUUUGGUUGGUUGUGACUGAUGACAAGAAGCUGGCCAUUACCUCGACCCCCAAUCAGGACAACCCUUUGAUGGAUGGAGUUGAGGGCACGGCAGGCAUCCCAAUCUUGGGCUGCGACGUGUGGGAGCAUGCCUACUAUUUGAAAUACCAAUAUCGCCGUCCAGACUACAUCAAGGCCUGGUGGGAUGUGGUCAACUGGGAUCAGGUGAGUGCAUGGUAUGAGGAUGCCUUGGGUGGCAAGGCACCCACCGCGGACUCGGCGACUUCCGCUGCAGCCCUGAGCGGCCGCAAGACCUCAUCGUCUUUCAAUUUGAAGUUGGGCUUUGAAGCCAACGUCAGAGUGGAGCUGCCGCAAAAUGCAACCUUCUACGACUGCAAGCAGGCCAUCUCCAAGCUCCUGGGCCGGGACGCCCGGGUGUCGAUCGACAUGCGCCGACGCCGACGUGGCGAUCAUGCGAUGAUGGCCGUUCGGCCGUUCCGCCGAGGCAGAGAUGAGAUCCUGCGCAAGGGAAGGUUAGUGCAGAAGAAAGGCGGACUCUACUCAGCCUACAAGGCUGGGGAUGAUGAUUUCGUGGGUGAGACGCGACAGGUCUUGGUGCUGGGUGCGGACCUUCAGACCGUCCAACCAGAUGAGCCCAUGCCACCAGUGCACCCUUAUGCGGAUGUGGGCCGACCCCCUUCUCGACCACUGAAGGGAGAGAGCGAUGAUGAGGGGCCUCCAAGACCGCAGCCCUACUCGGUGAGGAGCCGAGUGCAUGAAGAGCUGGAAGCAGCGCCGCGGGUGAACGACCUUCCACAGACUCCAAUGCCCCCGCCACCUCCGCAGCUCCAGCCGAAGCCGACGCCGAAGCCCAAGCCCAAGCCAGUGCCGCGGCCGCCGCAAGAAUACGAGAUCACGAUCAAGCAUGCGGUGGAACCAGGCGAAGUUCAACUAAAGAUCUGGAGCAACUGGACCUUUGCAGCAGUCCGCGAUGCGCUGGCCAAGAAGCUUCGGCGUGAGGAGAUCCAGAAGAGGGCACGCUUCCUGGCUGAGCCAAGCAUUCUUGACUUGGACGAUGAGAUCGUCGGCUGGACGCACGAAGGGCAUCGGCGAGAGGAGCUGAUGUUGCUGGGGGUUGAGCUGGUGGAGCAGGAGGUGUCCAGUGGCCCUGUCUCAGUGGAGCUCACGCGCAAACUGCUGGAGGAGUUUGAAAAGGCCUGCGCGCAGGAGGAGGUCCAAGCGCAGCUGCAGAAGUUAAUCGAUCGCCAGAAGCUCAGCGGGUGUCGUGUGAGGGUGCUUCUUCCAGCUGGACUGAACACACACACACAGUGA